UUGAUCUCGAGGAUGGUGAGUGCCUGGGUGAAAGAUCUGGUGGAUCAGUAUGAAAGGGCAUUGCCUCAAGCAGAUCCCCGUUCAAGAAACUGGCUGUUGCUGUGCAACUCACCAAUCCCAGUAUGGGUGCUGACGGCGGUAUACCUGGGCUUCGUGGCAAUUGGCCCACGGGUGAUGAAGGACAGACAACCUCUGAAAAUGUCCACCUUUUUAGUGGUCUAUAACCUUGGCCUUGUUUUCUUGUCUGUCUACAUGUUUGUUGAGAUAAUACUGAGUGCCUAUGAUGCAGGGUAUGACUUCUUCUGUGCCAAGUACAACAAAGACUCCUGGACCAACCCAAGAGAAACGAGGGUGGCUCGUGUCCUGUGGUGGUAUUUCUUCUCCAAGGCCAUCGAGCUGCUGGACACUGUGCUAAUGAUCCUGAGGAAGAAGAAUAACCAGGUGACGUUCCUGCACGUGUUUCAUCACGCCUCCAUGCUCAACAUCUGGUGGUGGGUGAUGAUGUUCAUUCCAGGGGGACUGUCUUAUUUUGGCAGUUGUUUGAACUGCCUUGUACAUGUUGCAAUGUACACAUACUAUGGCCUCUCAGCCAUUCCUUCACUCCGGGAAAAACUCUGGUGGAAAAAAUAUAUAACAAAGUUUCAACUUAUACAGUUUGUGAUAACUUUUUCACACACAGCCUACUCUCUAACCCUCUCCUGUGAUUUCCCGCGCUGGGGGCAGUACCUCCUCUCUAGCUACAUGGUUGCCAUGGUUAUACUGUUCGGGAAUUUCUACAUCCAGACAUAUAGACGCUCAAGGAGACUUGCACACAAAGACAGUAAAUCCGCCGUAAACAAUGGCACCACCCCAGGAGCCAAUGGAAUCAAGGAGCACAAGAAUGGUGGCAGCCAUCUUAAAGGAGACACCAAUGGGUACCUUCGUAACAGAGUGAAGGAGCAGUGA
Messenger RNA from Liolophura sinensis, 945 nucleotides. Its product is annotated as very long chain fatty acid elongase 2-like. NCBI's taxonomy places the organism in Eukaryota, Metazoa, Mollusca, Polyplacophora, Chitonida, Chitonidae. Bases 13 to 945 code for a protein of 310 amino acids. Gene Ontology annotation, molecular function: fatty acid elongase activity. The transcript is spliced from 6 exons. Gene Ontology annotation, biological process: fatty acid elongation, monounsaturated fatty acid; sphingolipid biosynthetic process; fatty acid elongation, saturated fatty acid. The record is from RefSeq and is a predicted model, not a curated record. Gene Ontology annotation, cellular component: endoplasmic reticulum membrane.